Bicyclus anynana (squinting bush brown) is the source of this 5544-nucleotide messenger RNA. RefSeq lists its product as uncharacterized. The coding region runs from base 328 to 2934 and encodes 868 amino acids. The transcript is spliced from 20 exons. Lineage: Eukaryota; Metazoa; Arthropoda; Insecta; Lepidoptera; Nymphalidae. The record is from RefSeq and is a predicted model, not a curated record.
GGCAGUCAGUCAGUCAGUGCGGAACGACCUGCGCGCGCGCACGUAUCGCGCUGCGGCUGUAACCGAUCGAUCGCGAACUGUGUCGAACGUGCCGUUACAAAAGUGUUUCAUAAUCUGUGAUUGUUUACUUUUUUAAUUCACACACGAUCGGACUGCACACAGCCUACGACUCGAAAGAGAUAUCGAACGUCUUCGAUGCGGUCCCUGCAAGGGCUGGGAAGGGACAUUAAAUAAACGCGAAUUCAGACGACCAUGUGACGAAGAGUUCCCGCCUUAAGUGUCAGCCGUCUUGAUUUUUCAUAGACAAGCUGUGUUGUCAGAUAAAAGAUGGCGCUGCUGUGGUACGUGUUGUGUGGUGUGGCGCUGGCGCGCGCGCAGUCCAACUACGGCUCGCAGGCCAACAACAUCGAGUACAAUGGAGAUGAUAAGCUGCCCGAACAGACGGUGCUUGAUGGCAAGGUAACUCAGCUGGAUGACCUGAGCCCAGUCAUCUUCUUGAACAGAACGAGAGCUACCCUCAACUGUGCUGCUGGAUCCAUGCAGAUCGAGCUGAAAUUCCACGAGAAGUUCUACGGCAUCGCGUACGCAGACUUCGACCGCCACUCCGCGUGCCAGGUGUCUGGCAAAGGUGCCACUUCCUACAAGUUGGAGCUGCCACUCAAGGGAUGCGGUACCAAACAGGACCCCCUCCGUGUGUUCACCAACAAUAUCGUGGUGCGGUUCCACCCCGCCCUGGAGAUGGACGGAGACGAGGUCAUUACGAUCGUGUGCCGCUACCCGCCACCUAAAGUUGUCGCUGCACCUAACCCAUACCUAAACCCUGUGCCAGAUCACAGAGGACCUCUGCCAGCGCCAUUGGCGGGCACCUCUAUUCUGCUGAUCAUCUGUGCCAUCUUAUUCCUCACACUGCUGCUCUUGGGCCUGGGAGUGUCAUACUUGUGUCUCAGAAGACGAGCGCUGCCCGCACCUAGGAGGCUUAUAGAUGAUUCAUCGGCUUCUAUUAUUAGUAGGGAGAGUAUUCAAGAAGUAAAGAUACCUCGAGCACAUCCAGUCUAUCCAGUAGCAGCUGAGAGCGCCAGUGUUGCAUCCGACACUAUUCCAUCAGACUACCCGUCUGAAACACCUAGCGAAGCAGACCACGGCCAUACCAACCAAGCGUUCAUGAUUGAUGAAUAUCAGAGCGAGGGUUACAAUGAGUCACACGAAGCGAGCGCGUCUAACUCCCGUAUGCACGCAGGCGUACCACCGGCAUUCGACGUGCGAGUACGAGUGCAGAGACCACCUGCACCACCGUCUCCUAUCUCUACCAUUACCACUACAGAAGUUGAUGGUGGAAGUAUGAGACAAACAACAAUGCUAGAAGAGCACGAACGUCAAGAAUCAGUACGUACAGUGUCCCCGGCAGCCUUGCCUCUACCAGCACGAGCAGCACACGCGAUCCCGCCCGAACGACCACCACGAAUGCCGGCACUGUAUACCGAAGUAAAUCGCGAAAGACAGGAAUGGGCUCGUCGGCCGCGCUCCAUCGCCUCGCUCAACACCGAGAUGACGGACACGCAUUCGGUCACCGAAGUCACGGAUAGGUCGCACGCCAGAAUGUUCCAUAUCAAGAAGCCAGCACCGCCGCCUCCGAUAGUAACAGAGCGCCUCCAAACAAAGGAACACGAAACGCUCAUGGAAAGUUUGGAACCUAUCCCAGAACCACCUAUCAUGCCGCCACGGAAACCCGAAAUAACCUCGCACAUGGUAGAUGACGUCUUCCUCAGAACAAUUACUGAAAAGAAGACAAUUGAAGACAUUGAACGCCACAAACGUCUGGUCACCGAAUACCGACAGGUUCCCGCCCCGCCACCUCAGUUCGACGUCACCAUUCGGAACCAUACACUACCUGAAGCACAAUGGGAGAACUUCUCCGAUAUAAGCAGUGCGUCGGGCAUGACUCUUACACCCAAGAUGGAACGAGUUCCCUUAUCAUUGCCGCCACAGAAAUUCAUUGGCAAAGGCGGUCCAGAUCUCUUCUCCCCAGAGUUGAUCAAGCAGACAGGCGCAGUAUACCAACCACCAAUGUCUGCUGAUCUCCCAUUAUUGCCAGAAUUGCCACCAGCGCGUAAUCCAUUGUACAGAGAAGAAGACGACGAAGAUGUGCCAGAACCCACUCCUGCACCGCCUGUGCCGGUGAACUGGAGUGUGCUGACUAGGGUGCUGAAGACAGAAGCACAGGAUGAGGUGCUUUCAGAGUCCGAGCGUUCCUACCGUUUGACUCGCGAGGAACGUCUCCGUUGGCGCGAGCUGAUCACACACGAGAGCACGUUGCGCCGGGAGCUGGCGCGCUCUUCCACUAGGGAGGAGUUCAGCAGAGUGGCGCAUGAUCAUCGCUUUGCUCCAUUGUAUGCGCCGCCUAAAUGGGAGGUCAUUAUACGCAUCUUGGCUCCACCUCCGGAUAAGCCCAAGAAUCGCUACAGAAAGAAGUCGGAAUGGGAAUCUCGUUCGCGCCGCAGUUCUCUGCCGACGCUGUAUGAAUACGACAGUGACGCUACUUCUCUGCGCGACCCGCAACGCUCCAGGCGAUCUUCUUACCGCAGCGAUCAUGUUGAUAUGAGGUCGAUGUCAGAGAUGAUGGUAGACUACGCGCGCGAGCAGGCGGACACUCACUCCGAGGUGUCGGCGGGGACACUGUUGGGAAGGUACUACGACGACGACAGUGACUCGGAACACCCUUACAACCAGAACCCAUCCUGGCGUCACUCCCUACAUCGCUCGAUAAGUCAACCGUCGCUCGCGCGGUCCACUAACGAAAUGAUGGAGCAGUGGACAGCGCCCGAGGGUGAUGUCACCCCCACCCCUGGACGCAGACUCAGAGGUGCUCAAGGACUUACGACCUUUACGUCUUCAGAAGUUCGUACAUUCCAAGCCUCAAGGGAGUGGAGGGAAUAGUAGAAAAUUUGAAUAAUGAAAUAUUAUAUAACCCUCUCAGAAAUCAAGAAGGGUCGUAAAAAUAUCCACAUGAUUAACAUUUUGAAGAAAGACCAUAUAAUUGACUACAUUUCGCCUGUGCGGUAAAGAAUAUUGUGUACAAUGACAUAGUAGAGAGAAAUGUGGGUUGCAAAACGCAAGUCUAGAAUUAAAUAAUUUGACGACCUCUUUGGCGCAAAUCGUAUUCUACAGUAGUUUAAAUCCUGUGGUGCUCAGCAUACAGGUCCUGGGUUCGAUUUCCAGUUCAUUAGCUCAGGUCUGCCCUGGUGGUAGGCAUCGGUCGCGGCUAGUUACAGCCAAGGGAUUUAGCGUUCGAGUACGAAGUCGCGUAGAAACCGUCAGUGGUAUAGUAACUUUCCAAGUUAGCCCGCUUCGAUCUGACGAUCUAAGGAUCGUCACACAACAUCAGGUAAAAUCGCAGUCAAUGGCUAACUUGUCGUUGAAAUUAAUAUAAAAGAAAUUUACUUUACGUACUUACUGCGCAGAUAAGGACUCAGUCUUUUAUUUUGUUUCAUUGUUUGAACCAAUUUGCCUUUGCAGAUUGACUGCGGUUUGAAUCAUUACCAUUAUCGGUUGUGAUGUGAUAAGCUAUCCCGCAUGUUGCAGUGAAACGCGUUAUGUAACGUAAACAAAUAGGUAUUUUAAUUUGUGAUUCUAUCGUUCGAAUGAGCAUGUUAAUUUGUCAAGUGAUAUUUCCACUGCCUUUUUGAUAUCCUCAUAAUCAUGAUUUGUAACUGUCAAUUAAAUAUGUUAUAAAUAACAUAAUAUAUGAAGUCAAAGGCAUAACUUACGUACUAAUCUGGAAUCGAUUAAGUACGAGUAUGUACUUAAAAAUUUGUCAUAUUUUGUGUUUGUUACCUUUUUCAGGAAAAUAUAAGAAACAUUUGUUUUAUGUUCGUUAGACGAUCUUAAACAAAGAUUUUCUAUAAAUUUGCUAAUAACUAUUUUUAAUUGAAAAUAUGUAAGUACUAAUAAAAUAAUUAAGUAAAUUUUUAUAUUUACAAAAUUUAUUCAAAAUUAUUGCUUAAUUUUUAAGUUGCAAGUCAAAAACUAUUUCCAAUUAAAUUAGAACCUAGGAGUAGGUUAAGAAUAAUAUGUAAAAAAUAUGUGAUAUAUUGCACAUUCCGAAGCCAUUACUUUUCUUCCAAUAAUUUAGUAAUAGUUAGAAUUAGGAUCUACCAUCAGGUUUAAUGCCUCAAGGUUAGGGCUGUCCCUAUCUUGGUUCUCUUAGAGAUGAAUAUAUUAAAACUUUACGAUGCUGCAAUGUAGUAAGGGUUCUUCCCUUCCCUAAGCAGUACUCUAAAAUAUAUUUGGUUCAAAUUAUUGAUGUAAGCAAAGCAAUGUAAAAAAUUAGAGGAUAACUUCACACACAUUUUCAUUAAACUUAUGAUAAACACUAAUUUUGUGCCAAUUUUUUUAGCUCUAAAACUUUUAUUAAAGCUUGCUUGAUUUCUUAUAGUCCUAUUUCUUUGUACUGACUACAAUAAAUGUAAGUUUUAAAAAAAUACUUGGUUGCCACCUUUUAAAAAAAUUCUGUACUCUUAAUUUAAUAAUAAAAUUAAAUGUAAAGUGUCAUAAAUAAAUAAUGUUUUAGCUGAAGUUGCCUAAAUUAUGGAAGGUAUUAAAGUAUGGGUGGCAACCCUUAAUCUUAAAUUAAUAUUUCAUAUUUAAUUUUGAAAAUAACAUCACAACUACCUUAUAUACUGCCAGUGGUAGACUUUUGUAAUUAAUGUAGAUGUAAAUAGGAUAUACAUGGAUUGUAAACAACCUAGCGGCCGAGGCAAGUAUGGUUCUAUGAUUGAUAUGAUUCUUCACAGUCAUUUUGUUUAAAACAAAUUGCAUGUGUUAUUUUUUUCUCUAUCACCUUCACACACAUUAUUACUUUUUUUUUUAUCCACAUUUGGAUGGUGUGAGCUAUAAGAAUAACAGGGGAUUCAUUUGAAAUGAUCAUCAGUCAUUGAUCGCAUUAUUAGAUAUUCAUAUUUGAACUUUUAGGUAUUAGCCUAAGUAUUUUUAUGAUAUUUAUAUGAUUAGUAUGGUAGGUUUUGUUGUUUAUAUCACAAUCGUAUAUGAAAUAUAUUAUGUAAUAAAAGCAUAUCAAGAAUUUGAGUUACAAAAGCUUUUCGACUUGAUGAAUAAUUUUGAUGGGGAUGAACAUAAUAGGGAUGAAUAUAAUGAUGGUGAUAUAAUAAUUCCCUGUUAUUUGUUGUGUGAUUUAAAAACAUAUGUCUUGCCUCGAUUGCUACGUGUGCGUGGGUUUUUGGUAAUCGGGAUGUUUUAGUGCUCAAUGUGAAUGCUUAUUUGUAGACAAUAAAUGUAAUAAAAACAAUUAAAUACAUUUUUAACUAAUAAGAAGAAUCAUUUGAUAUUAAACGAUUUUGUAACAAAUUGAUGUGACUAAGAUGAAUGGAAUUGAUAUAUCUCUCCAAUAUUGUUUUUUAAUUGAUGAAAUAAAAUAUUGAUAGUGGUGCUGAGGACAAUAUUAAUAUUAUAACAAAGCUAUAUUUACAUACUGAUAUAAAUAUAUUGUAUUUUGAUAAUUUUUAAUCAAUAUACGUGCCUUAACAAUUA